AUGGCUUCAAGAUUGUUGUGGGCUUCGAGGGCUGCUUCUUACCUCAGGAUCUCUGUUGCCCAUAGAGGGUUUGCUUCUGUUGUAAAGGACUUGAAGUAUGCUGAAAGUCAUGAAUGGGUGAAGGUUGAUGGUAAUACUGCUACUGUUGGUAUAACCGAUCAUGCUCAAGACCACUUAGGUGAUGUUGUGUAUGUUGAAUUACCGGAAGUGGGUGCUACUGUAAAUCAGGGUUCUGGAUUUGGUGCAGUUGAAAGUGUCAAGGCUACCAGUGAUGUUUAUUCUCCUGUUUCGGGAGAAGUGGUUGAAGUUAAUGAUGAACUGAACAGCUCUCCUGGUUUGGUCAAUUCAAGCCCCUACGAGAAGGGUUGGAUUAUGAAGGUUGAAAUUAAAAAUGCCAGUGAACUAGAGAACUUGAAGGGCUCAGAUGAGUACGCUAAGUUCUGUGAAGAAGAAGAUGCAAAGCACUGA
Dovyalis caffra is the source of this 468-nucleotide messenger RNA. The record is from the annotation of a GenBank genome assembly. Lineage: Eukaryota; Viridiplantae; Streptophyta; Magnoliopsida; Malpighiales; Salicaceae.